Messenger RNA from Capsella rubella, 1413 nucleotides. RefSeq lists its product as uncharacterized. The record is from RefSeq and is a predicted model, not a curated record. Lineage: Eukaryota; Viridiplantae; Streptophyta; Magnoliopsida; Brassicales; Brassicaceae. The coding region runs from base 1 to 1413 and encodes 470 amino acids. The transcript is spliced from 6 exons.
AUGUACUUCAGUCUCUCCGAGUACAUGUUGCCAUUCAAGCUAUAUGCUAAGUGUUAUAUCACAAGGAUAGUGAGCUUCUUGAGAGCUCACCUUAAGUCCCAUGAGUUGGACUGUAUUGAGUUUGUCGGUAAGGAUUUUGGUGUUGCCACAACAAUAAGAUAUGAUGAUGUCAAAGCAAAGCUUUUAUCGAUGAAGAAAGCUUCUCCAGAUAGAGUGAAGAUGGUGGUCCUCUACUUCUUGUGUAGCGUGCUCAUAGGGAAGGGGGUUUUGAGCACACAACAAUGGGUCUUUCCUAGUUUCGUCAUUCCGUUGGAGGUUCUUGCUUUUGAGGCAAUUCCUGUUCUGAAAGAAAAUUUCCGAGAAUGUGUUAGUAAUGCACAUGCACACUGUCAUUGUCCUCGGAUGUGCAAGAUGAAAUUUAAAGCAAGUAAAAUGAAAGGGUUUUCAAUGAACGAAAUUUUUGACAAACUUGGUACAACUAAGGAUAUUGAGAGUAUCUUUACUCCAUCAUCACGUGAGAAACGUCUUUUAGGUCGUAAAAUGGAUGAAGAGAGUCGCUAUAAUGAUGUAGAUGAUCCCGUUGUUGAUGGUUGGACCAAGUGUUUAAUUGAUGAAGAGAAGUCAAUAUGGUUUGAAGAGAUUUACAACCAAGAUUUGGCCACCCGGGAGACAAAUCAGGAUCCUGAAUAUGUGAUUUCGGGAGAUGUGAAUCUGGAAAAUCUAGGAGCUAGAUUGAUUCAGCUAGAAGAACAAGUGAAGCAAGGGUUUAAGGAAAUUAUUGAGAAUGUUGAUGGUCUGGAUAACAGAGUUAAAUCUGUGGAAUCUAAUGUGAAAUGGGCCUCAGGUGAAGAUCAAUAUUAUACGAAUGCAGGUGUUGGAGAUAUGAAUGGUGGUGGCAAUGGAGAUACGAAUGAAGGUGACAAGGAGCAAGCUGAGAUGGAGCAGGCUGAGAAGGAUAAGUUUGAGAAGGAGCAGGCCAAGAAGGAGCAGGCUGAGAGGGCUAAGACCGAGAAGGCUGAGAGGGCUAAGGCCAACAAGGCUGAGAGGGCUAAGUGGGCUAAGACCGAGAAGGCUGAGAGGGCUGAGAGGGCUAAGAUCGAGAAGGCUGAGAGGGCUAGGACCGAGAAGGUUGAGAGGGCUAAGGCCAAGAAGGCUAAGGCCGAGAAGGAUAAAGCUGAGAGGGCUAGGGCCGAGAAGGAUAAGGCUGACAAGGAGCAAGCUGAUAAGGCUAAGAGGGCUAAGGCUGAGAAGGAUAAGGCUGAAAAGGAGCAAGCUGAUAAGGCUGAGAGGGCUGACAAAGAGCAUGCUGAGAAGGAACAAACUGAGAAGGAAAAGGCUGAGAAAUCCGAGACCGAGAAGGAGAAGGUUGAUGAAGAGAAAGCACAACUUGGUACAACUGAUGAAGAGACAUAA